Messenger RNA from Aureococcus anophagefferens, 2478 nucleotides. Its product is annotated as expressed protein. The record is from RefSeq and is a predicted model, not a curated record. Gene Ontology annotation, molecular function: acyltransferase activity, transferring groups other than amino-acyl groups. NCBI's taxonomy places the organism in Eukaryota, Pelagophyceae, Pelagomonadales, Pelagomonadaceae. The transcript is spliced from 4 exons. The coding region runs from base 1 to 2478 and encodes 825 amino acids.
AUGCCGUCCAGCGAGCCCGACUUCGCGUCCAUGACGGAGCGCCAACAGGUGGCGUAUCUCCUGAAGGUGCGCUCCGCCGAGAAGCCGGCGCGGCGCGGCGGCGACAAAGAAAACGACGAGAACGCGCCGCCGACGCCGUCGGACGUGCUGAAGCGAGGCGACGUGCUCCAGAAGCCCAAGGACAAGCGGGCCAAGGCCAAGGGUCACGACAAGAAGGCGCGCGCGCGGUCGCCCAUGCUGCGGCGGCCGCUCUUCCCCGCGGCGUCGCCCGUGGGCGCGCCGGACACGGAGGCGGCGGCGCCGGCGGCGCCGAAGCCGCUGUCGCGGGAGGCGCGGGCCCUGCGCGGCGACGAGCCGCGGCCGCCGCGCGCGCCGCGGCCGCCGCCCAUCAAGUUCGUCGCCAUCGAGUCCGUCGCCGCGGACGCGGCCGUCGACGCCGCGCGGGGCCGCCCCUCGUCGACGGCCGGCCCGCCGCCGUGCUCGUUCUGCCGGAGCGACGUGCCGUCGCUCGGCGACGUCGUCUGGAUCAACGCCUACCCGGACAACGACCCGACGAACCGCGCGCGCUGGUACGUGUCGCGCGUCGUCCGCGUGCUCCAGCGGCGGCCGAACGGCCGCGGCGGCCGGCUCCGCGUGCGCUACGACGUCGACGCGUCGUUCGACACGCUCGACUGGCCCGACUUCGCGAACGCGCGCGUCGAGGGCCCGCGGACCCUCGACGGCCCCCUCGCGGCCGUGCGCGACCGCGCGGGCCGCUGCGUGCUCUCGGGGCCCCACGUCGCCGCGUUCGCGCCGUCGGCGGCCGCCGAGGCCGCGGCGGCGGCGCCGGGCGUCGACGCGCUGAGCGUCCGGGGCGACGACCCGACGGACGCGCUGCGCCAGUACAAGGAGCUCGCCGACGGCCUCCUCGCGGGGCUCCGGGGCCGGAGCUGCCUCCACAAGCACGUCUUCGACAAGGCGAGCACGACGCUGGUCGCGCGCGACGGCGGCGGCCGCGUCGUCGGCGGCGCGACGCUGCGGCUCCUCGAGAGCGGGCGGAGCGUCGUCGCCGAGGUCACGACGGUCUGCGUCGCGCAGCGCGAGGGCGUCGCGCGGACGGGCGUCGGCUCCCGGCUCCUCGACGCCGUCGAGCGGCUCGCGCGCGUCGAGGCCGGAACCCGCGCGGCCUUCCUCUUCGCCGCGGCGGAGAACACGGACGCGGCGUCGGCCUUCUGGCGCAAGCGCGGCCUCGUCGCGGGGCCCGUGGCGGACCACGUCGCGCGGCACCUCGUCGAGGCGCGCGCGAUCCUCGAGUACUCGAACGUGCACCACGUGUGCCUGCGCCUCGACGACGGCGACGACCUGCCGAGCGACGGCGACAGCGACGGCGAGGACCUCGGCGCCCACGCGCUCGCGCUCGAGGACGACGCGCUCCUCGCGGACCUCGGCCGCCUCGACAUCGCCGGCGACAACGGCCAGUUCCUCGUCGACGUCUUCCUGCUGCCGCCGUGGUGGCUCCUCGGGCCGCCGCUCCGGCGAUGGCUCGCGCCGCCGCCGAAGCAAACCUUGCCUGACGCGACGGGGUUCCUGGCGUUGCGUGUCGUCUCCUGGCUGCGCUACGCGCCGCCCGUCGACGGCGUCGUGCGCUGGUGGCGCGGCGCGGAGGACGCGCGCCUGCUUCUCGCCGCGGAGCCGCCGGCGGUCGUGAAGCGCUGCCUCGACGACUACGUGAUCCCCUGGCUGCUGGGCCACGGCCUGGAACGCUGGGUGACGUUCGCGCGGCGCCUCCCGGACCUCGGCGACGUCGCCAACGAGUACCGCGUCUGGCGGCGGGCCGCGUAUUCCAUCCUCACGUCGCUCAAGCUCGUCUUACUGGCGCUCGCGGUGCGCCGCGCCCACCGCGAGCGCCUGCUCCUCUUCGACGCCCUGCGGUCGCGCGCGGCGCACCGCAUCUACAGCGCCCUGCGCCUCAACGCGGCGAAGCGGCGCCUCGAGCGGUCGCGCGCGGAACUCAAACGGUCGUCGUCGAGCCACAGCUUCGCGUCCUUCGAGUCGCUCGAGCCGAACGCCGUCUCCGACGACGACGACGACGAGCGGUCGCCGCGGCUCCCGCGGAACUCGCGGUCCGAGAUCCCGGCGGUGACGCCCGCGCGGGCCUGGAUCCGAUUCCGGGACCCGUCGCGGACGCUCCUCGCGGCCCUCGGCAGCCGGCGCCGGCCGUCGGUCUGCGAGGACAUCGACGGCCCGGGCGACCUCACGCCGCCCUCCCUCAUGAACUCGCGCAGCGACCACUGCUUCACCGCGUCCGGCGCCUUGGCCUCCGGCACGAACUUCGGCGACAGCCAGUACAGCGUCCUCGAGGUCGACCAGAAGGGCAAGGACGCCAUGGAGAAGAUCCCCAAGCCCAAGGGCCCGAUCAUCUGGGCGACGUCGAACAGCCCGGGCUUCGGCAACGUGCCGGGCCUGCCCUCCAACGCGGAGAACCCCGCGCUCAAGUAA